Molecule: messenger RNA, 2154 nt
Organism: Cyprinodon tularosa
Lineage: Eukaryota; Metazoa; Chordata; Actinopteri; Cyprinodontiformes; Cyprinodontidae
Gene: cdx1b
Product: caudal type homeobox 1 b
Exons: 3
Coding region: 146-1018 (290 amino acids)
Biological process (GO): animal organ morphogenesis; regulation of transcription by RNA polymerase II; embryo development
Cellular component (GO): nucleus
Molecular function (GO): DNA-binding transcription factor activity, RNA polymerase II-specific; RNA polymerase II transcription regulatory region sequence-specific DNA binding
Source: RefSeq, a predicted model, not a curated record
GCGCGCGCAGAGAAGCGGACAGGCAGCCGGCGGAGGAGCGCGCAGACCCACGGACACGCGGACACGGAGCUCACCUGCAGACAGGUGAGCGGCAGCAGGCAGGCUGGAGCCGCAGUAUGCUGAGGGAGAACCCUCACCUGGGAAGAUGUACGUCAGCUACCUGCAGCUGGACAAGGAGCCCAGCAUGUACUCCCACCAGAACCCGGUGAGCCGCCACCCGGGCCUCAGCCUCAGCCCGCAGAGCUUCCCGGUACCAGCCCCCCCGCAGUACUCGGACUUCGCGGGCUACCACCAUCACCACCACCACCACGGCCUGGGCACCGACCCGCAGCAGGCCGGGCCGGGGGCCGGCGGCUGGAGCCCGGCCUACCCUCCGCCCCCUCCCCCGGCCCGGGAGGACUGGUCCUCUCAUCAUUACGCGGCCGCCGCUGCCGCCGCCGCAGCGGUGGGGGGGCCCCCCGCUGGCCCCGGGGUCACCGGGCCCUCGCUGGGCUUCGGCUCCCAGGAGUUCCCCGGACAGCCGCCCGCGCUGCUGCCCGCCGGCCUGAACCCGCCUGGGGGGCAGCUGUCCCCCGGAUCCCCGAGGAGGAGGAACCCCUACGACUGGAUCCGAACCUCCGCACCGCCCAGCAACCCAAAUGGAAAGACUCGGACUAAAGACAAGUACCGGGUGGUCUACACCGACCACCAGCGGCUGGAGCUGGAGAAGGAGUUUCACUACAGCAAGUACAUCACUAUCCGGAGGAAGGCGGAGCUGGCCACGGCGCUCAGUCUCUCAGAGAGACAGGUGAAGAUCUGGUUCCAGAACCGACGAGCGAAGGAGAGAAAGAUCAACAAGAAGAAGCUCCAGCAGCCCGCCUCCUCCACCACCACGCCCACACCUCCCACCGGCGGCGGAGGAAACGGAGGAGGAAGUGGACUCCAUGGGAGCAGCAGCAACGUUGCCAUGGUUACAAGUAGCAGCAAUGGGCUGGUUUCUCCAUCUUCUCUGACACUAAACAUCAAGGAGGAGUACUGAGGAGACAAAGACGAAUUUUCACGGGGCGUUGAUGUGGGCGGCUUGGACUCAAGAGUUGACCCAACAAACUGAAACCCUUCAGCGCCUCAAUCUCUGCUCCUCUUUAUUAGGUCUGACGCUUUAGCUCAAGAAAGGUUGGAAGUUGUGGAUGGGUAAAACCUCAACGAGGUGUCUGUCCAACAGUUCCAGACGGUCUCUGCUGGUCCUUCCUGAAGUCAUGAUGGGAGAAAAUCUGCCCAUUUGAUCCAAACAGCUGGAGGGUGAAGCACGCUGAUGAUCCUAAGCUCAGUCCAUUACCUUUAACAAAAGGUUCCGGACAUUUGGACCACACUGCCCCAUCGAGCUUCAUGAAGGGCAGCUGAGUUCAGGUUAAACCCAGAGCUUAGUUCCUCUGUGGUCCACUUAGUUCAGUCAUACAGGCAGAUCCUUCACAGAACAUGUACCCUCAAUCAGUCACCACAGAUUGUUGAUCUGGACCUGUCAGUUUAAUCAGUGACUAGGACCUGUCACUGGACCCGUCACCUGGACUCCUCAGUGGACUUGUCACCUGGAUCUGUGAGUGGAUCCAUGACUAGGACCCUUCACCUCUACAAGUCACUUGACCCAUCUGGAAUCGUCAGUGGAUCUGUGACUAGGACCCAUCACCUGGACUAAUCACCUGAACUGUCAAAACCUGCCACUGGACCCAGUGACCUGUGGACACCUCUUCGCCUUUCUACCCGCAGAUGCUAAACCUUUGAACCAGAAUCAGAAAAUUCAGAAGAAGACCCUAGAAAGGACAAACCAUUUUAUAAUAUUUAGACUUUGAAACUUUUAAAAACUUAUUUUUCUCUAUAAAAAAAAAAAAAAACUAACCUUGUGAAAUAUUAAUGGUUUUAAGAUUAAGAAUGUAACUUUUUUGGAUGGUUUUACUAAAGCAAAAAAGAAGAUUUUGUGUUUUCUAAUCUUCUUGUUUCUUAAUUUAUACAUUUGGUGUAAUAUAAUUAUAUAUAACUCAAAUAAGUUUUUGCAUAUGUUUUUAACUUCUCAUGUUUUUAUAUGGAAUUUUUAAAAUAUAUUUAUCGAGAUGUUGGCUCCUCAGGAACGUUCUCACUUUAUUAAAGACGUCUCAGAAAUACUUAAAUCAACUCUAAAAA